Molecule: messenger RNA, 3133 nt
Organism: Pangasianodon hypophthalmus (striped catfish)
Lineage: Eukaryota; Metazoa; Chordata; Actinopteri; Siluriformes; Pangasiidae
Gene: pde9ac
Product: phosphodiesterase 9ac
Exons: 20
Coding region: 704-2257 (517 amino acids)
Biological process (GO): cGMP catabolic process
Molecular function (GO): 3',5'-cyclic-GMP phosphodiesterase activity
Source: RefSeq, a predicted model, not a curated record
UGAUUCUAUAGUGCACUACAUAUUGUAUAUAUGAUCAGUGAUGUGUAGAAUUAAUGAAAAUAAUGAAAAGGUACACAUAAUAUUUAUAAUAUUUUGAAGAAUAGCUUUUAGCAGACUACAAAAAUAUCCUUUGGAUUGCAUUUAGCCCUUUUUCUUUUCACCUAAGUGAAAUCUUAGACAUAUCUUAGACAUACUGCCGAAUGUUAAUGAUUUUAAUGAAUUGCAGGUUUUUUUUAAUCAGUUUAUCACAAUCCUGAUGCAUGCAUAAAGCUGUCAAUGCUUUUCCAUCCAAGCCAAAAUUACACACGUCAAGCAUAAUUGUUGAAUCGGCUGACAUCAUACGCAGCUAUACGUAUAAAAAGCAAUGCAAUAGCAACUGAAGAUAUCUGAGGGAGACAAGAGCAGCCCACUUUCUCUGUGUAGUAACAGUCCCCUGGCAACGGUGAAGAGCUGCAAUUACAUUAAAAAUCCUACAAUCCCUCCACGUCUCACCCUUUCACUUCCCCUCCAUGCAUAGCACCUGGAACAGUGAGGGGCUUCGUACAUCUCAGGAGAACGGUACAGCUUGAACACAUCAGAUUAAUCCAUAAGGUCUUCAGUGGGUUCCUGUAUUGCUUCUCAGUGAUUCUGGUCUUGGGGAAGGCUUAUUCCAGAGGGGCUCUCAGAGUUCCUCCUGCUCGCUCGGUGAGCCUGCACUGCCAGCAUGGGAUCAGGCUCUUCAUCCUACGCCCCCAAAACCAUCUACCUUGACGUGGAUGGCAAAGUACAAAAGGUGUUGUUCAGUCGUCACUGCAGUCCAUGUGACAUUAAAGAGCUUUUGUGUUCCUCUUCCAACAUCUCCAGGACCACAGCUAUAAUGUUAGUGGACCCUGAGGGAGCUCUGGUAUCCAUCGAUCCCACCAUGCCCACCAACUCGCCCAAUUCCCUAUAUAAAGUUGUUCCCCUAUCAACUGGUCAGCUGGGAGAGAAAGAAGACAUGUUUCAGAAUGUGUUAUCGCAGGUGGCAGAGCAGUUCAGCAGGGCCUUCAAGAUCAAUGAACUGAAAACUGAAGUGACCAAUAGGCUGGCUAUGUUGGAGAAGAGAGUGGAGCUGGAGGGCCUGAAGGUUGUGGAGAUUGAAAAGUGCAAGAACGACCUAAAGAAGCUGAGAGAUGAGAUGACUUCCAGAGCCGGAGGAAGAGUGAAUUGUCCAUGUAAGUACAACUUCUCGGACGAUGGGAAGAAAUUAACUCCUAGACGUGAUGUGCCCAGCUACCCAAAGUACACACUCUCUCAGGAGACUAUUGAAGCUCUGAAGAAGCCGACCUUUGAUGUCUGGCACUGGGAGCAUAAUGAAAUGCUCAGUUGCUUGGAAUACAUGUACCAUGACUUAGGCUUGGUAAAGGAGUUCAACAUGAACCCCAUUACUCUCAAACGCUGGCUGCUUGCUAUUCAAGAGAAUUACCGUAGCAACCCCUUCCAUAACUUCCGCCACUGCUUCUGUGUGAGCCAGAUGAUGUAUGGCAUGAUUCACCUCUGCAACCUUCAGGAAAAGCUGACACUGACAGACUUGGGCAUUUUAAUGACUGCUGCAGUAUGUCACGACUUGGACCAUCCUGGCUACAAUAACACUUACCAGAUAAAUGCACGCACUGAGCUAGCCGUACGUUACAAUGACAUCUCUCCUCUGGAGAACCACCACUGUGCUGUGGCCUUUCAGAUCCUCGCUUUGCCCGAGUGUAACAUCUUUGCCAAUGUGGACUCUGAGGCUUUUAAACAGAUCCGUCAGGCGAUCAUCACACUGAUUUUGGCUACUGACAUGGCCAGGCAUGGAGAGAUCCUGGACUCUUUCAAGCACAAAGUGGACAAUUUUGACUUCACCAAUGAGGAACAUGUAACCUGUCUGAAGAUGGUCCUGAUCAAAUGCUGUGACAUUUCUAAUGAAGUCAGGCCCACAGAAGUUGCUGAGCCAUGGGUAGAUUGUCUUCUGGAGGAGUACUUCAUGCAGAGUGACAGAGAGAAGUCUGAGGGUCUACCUGUCGCUCCGUUUAUGGACAGAGACAAAGUGACCAAGCCCACGGCUCAGAUUGGCUUCAUUAAGUUUGUCCUCAUCCCCAUGUUUGAAACAGUGAUGAAGCUGUUCCCACAGAUUGAGGAGAUCAUGGUACAACCUCUGAGAGACUCACGAGAUCAUUACGAGGAGCUCAAGCAGAUUGAUGAUGCCAUGACUGAGAAGAAAAAAACAGAAAAUAUGUCAUUAGGAGGAAAGAAGAAAUAAGCUUUGGGGCGAGCUCAGUGAUACUGUGGAUCUUGCUUUCUGGCCCGCUUCCACAGAGCGCCGGUCUAAGGCUUUGAUAAGAUGCUCCAUUCAUUGGUCUUCCCUGAAGCUGAAGUGGUGUUCAAGACGGUUUCUCACUUUGCUGAAUCCAAAGAGACAUCUGAACUACUCAGGCUUGAGGAACCGGGACAAGGGUUCUCUCAACAUAGCUGCAAACAGAUAGACUGGUAGCCUGUUGGUCUUUCUCUUCUUCCAUUUUAUGUGUUGUCUUAAGCUUUUUAGUAUUGCAGUGUUGCACUGGGACACCUGUUAGAGGUUACAAAUAGCAUUUAUUAUAUUGUAUGAAGUCAGUGCCGAUUAAUGUUACAGAUGAAGCCAGACUGAAGGCAUAAACAUGGCUACAGCGUGACGUACACCUAUUGAAAAUUGCUUCUUAAUAGCUGCAAAACUGAGCACAAUAUAAUCUGUUUCAUAUUGAUUCACUCCUAUAAACUGUGAAGCAGUGUAAUAACAUCUAAUAAUAUGCCUGGAUUUCUUCUGUAUUUUGACUUAAUUUGAAUAGUGAUUGCAGAAUAGAAUCCAUAUAAACACUACAGAAUAGUGUUUCAUAUAAAUUAUUAAUGAGCGUGAGAAUAAAAAAAAUCAACAAAAAGGCAUUGAGUGAUGCAUGAACUCUCUCAUUAUGAUAUAUGGGUUUGAAUUGUGUGAUUUACAUUUUAGAUUGUACUGCACUUGUUUUACAUCCAAAUAUUACUCUGUAUUCAACACCUAUAUAUUUUUUUCUUGCAUUAUUUACUGUUGUCAUUUUGAUUGAUUUUUUUUUAAAUGACUACUCUGGGUAGCACAAUAAAGUCUCACUGAUGAGUUCUUCCUUCA